Messenger RNA from Funneliformis caledonium, 187 nucleotides. Lineage: Eukaryota; Fungi; Glomeromycota; Glomeromycetes; Glomerales; Glomeraceae. The record is from the annotation of a GenBank genome assembly.
CAUCACCAGACGUUCAUUUCGCAGAAAAAACGUUUCUGAACACUCAAUUCACGGAAAAAUGUCACCAGACGUUCAUUUCGCAAAAAAAGCGUCUUCAGACGUUCAAUUCGCGGAAAAAACAAUACCAGACAUUCAAUUCGCGGAAAAAGCGUCUCCGGACGUUCAAUUCAUGAAAAAACGUCAUUAG